Messenger RNA from Stylonychia lemnae, 4824 nucleotides. NCBI's taxonomy places the organism in Eukaryota, Ciliophora, Spirotrichea, Sporadotrichida, Oxytrichidae. The record is from the annotation of a GenBank genome assembly.
AUGCUUAAUUCAAAGGUUGACGUUUCAACAGAUACCUUUAUGACGAAAAGGAACUAAGUUUAAUACUCAUUUAAGGAAUAAGCAGCUAUCAAGGAUCAAUAUAUAUUUGAAUCCCCUUAUUAGCAUGACUUCCUAGGAUUGGGUGGAAAUUCAGAUUAGUUUUUUAGACAAAUCUCUUAUCCUGUUAAGCUUGACGAUCUCUACCGUGUAAAGCAAACUUCAAUUACUGUUGAUAAUUAUAAUCAUGCCCCAGUCAUUGUUGAAAUUAUAGAUGACGAGCUUAAACAGCAUUUAAAUGCUAAGUUUUUAUUGUAAUGCUGGCUGAAAGGCGGUACUAAGCAAUAUGAAAGAAAACUAUAAUAUGAUAUACUAGCUUGGAAAAGUUAGCAUGGAGAAUUCAUAUGCAAGCUUGAUAGCAGAGAAGAAUAAACAAAGUAUAUCUACUAUCAGCAUUUUGAAGGUGAAAAUUCAAUGCUUAAAAUAGUUGACAUUUUUGAAGAUUCUUGUAAAAAUCCAUUCUCUUACAAAAUUUUAAAACCUCAUUUUAGAUUUGCAUUUUCAUAUAUAGAAUACUUACCAACUACAGAUAAAAUUGUAACAGUUUAGAUCAAAACUUCUUUUAAAAUGCUAUCUUUUGAUUUAUCAUACUAACACUUAGAAUCAUCUUGCGAAAUACUUUGUAUUUUUGAAAAUGAAGAAAAUUUAAUGGUUGGAACAUAGCUAUUUUUUAAAGAUAAUAUUGUAAGAUUUGAGGAGCAGCAUGAGAUUAUUCCAAGAGUUAAUCAUUAUUAUGAUCCUAUAAUAAAAUUUAAAUAUGUUCAUGCCCUUGGUAACUACUUGUUUGCUGUAGCUCUUAGAAAAUCAUUAUUAGUUGAUAUUUAUUGGAACAACUCCCUAGUUGCCACUAGCUCAGAAUAAUUCUAGGAUAUAGAUGUGACUUUUGAAUUUAUAUAAUUGUAUUCACUUGCUGGAAGAUUGAAAGUAUUUCCUUUAAGUAUUGGCAGUAAGAUGAAGUUUGAAAGUAUUCAAGAUAAAGGACCAAUCUCUUAACAUGAUUGGGAUCGAAUCUUCUACUCUAAACUUGCAGAUUAUUUCAAGUUCUAUACAUCUUAUUGUCUUAUUAACACCUCAUUCUUUAUAGCAAGAGAAAAUAUCAUUUCAAUUUAUGAUAUCAUUAAAAAGAAAUGGAUCAAACAUUUUUAUGAGGACGAAAAUGUAGUUCAAGUCUUUAAGACUGAGAAAUCAGAUGGUGAGUAUUAGUUGGGAAUAUUUCUAAAUACAGGAAAAGUAAAGCUCAUUGAUACUCUUGAUUCUACUGAGCCUAUGCUCUGGGAUAUCUAAUAAACUGAUCACUUGAUGAGUGGUACUACUAUCUAGAUCAUGAAUGAUAAUUAAAACUAUAGAUUUUUCCUCAAGCUAGCUAAGGAUGAUAUAACUGGAAAGCCAGUUUUAUUUUGCUUUUCUAGGAGUAAAGUAUAAAACUUGACUGAAUUUGUGGAGGACUUAAGAUUAGACACGAUCAUAAUUCCUCUUUAUUAUUAAUACUAUUGGAAUGUCUUCAUUCUCUUUAAUAAAUAAACAGGUCAUUUGAGAUAUUACUAUAGUAGCUUGUACAUAGAUGGUCAGGGAUAUAAUGCCUAUUAAGUUAUAUUGCUUAAGUUACAUCAUAUUAAUGAUAGUUUAAAUUUGAUUGGCAAAAAUUUAUUUAGUAUGACUACUGAUAUUGAAACAGAGCUUGUUAUUAUAGACGAAAAAGAUAUCAAUCUUAUUGAUUUUUCCUCAAACCAAUAAAAAAUUAUUGAAAAUGUCCACAUUAAAGGGUUUUAACUUAUUGAAAAUGACAUCAUAUAUGCUUUGGUAAAGAAUCCAGAAAAAGUAGAUGAAACCGGUUUUCAUUUAUUUGACCUAAAGUUAAUAUUAGAAUAAAAGCAAGCUUAAAGCUUCUUCUUAGAUAAAUCUUUAGUUGGGGUUAAUAAUAUCUUAGAUUUCAGCCAUGAUAAUUAAAGAUUUUCUUACAUGGAACACUUUGAUUUAAUUACAAUCAUACCUACUCUACAUAGUAACAUUAUUAAUUAUAUGGGCAUGCUUAAAAGGGAUAAAUAUUUAGCGGCAAAGAAAAUAAACGAUAGAUUCAUAGCAUUAGAUAUCAGAAACAGAUUAACAACUUGGGAUGCUGUAACAGGAAAACUGAUAAAUGUUCAUCAACGAGAGGAAGAUUUUACAGACUUUGAAAUAUUCAAAUCUACUAUUAAUGAUACUACUUUCAAAAUGGGUCAUCAAUACUCAUAAGUUUUACUAAUAUCGAAAAAUUCCUUGGAAAAUAUUAGAGAUGAAGAUUAUUAUGAAGAUUAUCAGAUUAAUUCAAAAUUAGAAAAUUGUACCACAUUAUUUAAAAGAAUGAGCAAAACUUAUAGGGAAUUCAAGCUAAUCGAGAUAAUAAGUCCUGAGGAAGUAAAGGUACACUUUACCUAUAUCCAUCCAUACUAUGGAAUUAAUGUCUACUAUAGAAUAUGCUUCAGUGAAGACUUAAAUUUUAUGUUCAUUAGAUUAAUCAACCAAAAGAAUUUUAUCUACCAAAGAGAAUCUAAAGUGUAAAGUGAUUAUAUUACCUGGAAAUUGUAUAGUCGAAUUUAUUAGUUUGAUUUUUAAAUUUCAGACCUAGUCUUCACCAAUUAUAUCACCUCACCAGACUUAAAAUACUUUCUUGACUAUGAUAAUAUCAACAAAAAAUAUCUAAUAAGAGAUACCAAAUCUUCAACUAAGAUUUAUGAAAUUCCAAAAACUUUGAUAAAUGUCAAUGAGAAAAAUUAUAAAAGCUUAGUAAAAGGGUUCAAAUGGAUAGAUAGUGAAACAAUAAGGUUUAUUGACUAGGAGGGAAUUGAGGCAAUAAUUGAACUAAAUAACAACUUUAAAAUAAGAAGUAGUUGCAAGCUUCCUCUUAAUUAACUAAUAGAUUAGACGCAGCAUUUUUAUAUUAGUAAGACUUAAAACAUCUAAAAAGGAGAAACUCUCAAAAGAUUGCAAAUCAAUUACUAAACUUUUUUCUAGCUAUAUAAUCAUGAUAAAGUUAGAGAUGAUAUAGAGUUUUAUAAUUGCUUGAUAAAAACAGAAUAUUCUUUGAACUUAUGCUCUGACCCCUACGUUAUAGAUUUGAGUUUCACUUAUAUGCAUCUGAAAAUGGCUGAGCAAAUCAAAAAUACAAAAGAAACAAUAAUGGACAAUAUAUUCUACUUAACUCAAAUGCCAAGCCUAUGCUAUAAUAUCUUUCCAAGAGGGAAUACUCUUCUGCAUUACGCUGUUGGUAAAUUGGAUAUAAUCGAAAAAAUAUACUAAAUCUCUGAAAGGGAGAAAGAUCCAUUUGAAAUACCUUUUAUCAGAAAUUUUGAAAAACAGACUCCUCUUCAUUUGAGUAUUUAAAGUGGGUAAAGUCAAGAAUCAGACUAUUAUCUCAUGAAAUUGUCAUAAGCUUCAAUCGGUCAUAGUUCUAGAGCAAUUGUCAAUAUAUUACCUCUAGCAAUAGAAAGUGAUCUUUAAAACGUAAAUCUUUAUUUCAAUGCAAGAUUUAUGACUACUUAAAGACUAGAUUAAGUAAAAAGAGGAAGCCUAAUGCUAGAUGAUGAAGUAGAAUUUGUAAAAUGCUAGCAACCUAUAUUCUCCUAGGAAGACGAUAUAAAGAGAAAAAUAUUAAAUAGGGGGAAAAAUUAAGUUGAUAUUUAACUGCAGCUCUAUGACAUUCCUAAAUUGCAUUGCUACGACAAUAAAAACUCUGAGGAUUUCUUUGAAGCACUUUCAAGCUCUAAGAUAGAGCUAUUUGCAAACAAGGGUAUUUAAUUAAUUAUUGAUUUCAAAUGGCCUUUGAUACAGAAGUUUACAAUUUAAUUCCUAUUCUUGCCUUAUAUCCUCUAUCUUGGCUUGUAUUUUGGCUACUCUAACUUUAUUUUUGUUGAUAGAUUUCAUGAUUAGGAAACAGAAAAAGAGAAUUGGUACAUCAGUGACAAAGCAUUCUUUGCUAUAGGCCCUCUUCUCAUUUUGUUUUCCCUUUACUUUUUGAUUCAUGAAAUUUACUAACUUUAAAGAACAGGUAAAAGGUAUCUUACCUCUAUUUGGAAUUAUAAUGACUUGAUCCCAACAAUUUUAAUUCCACUAUUGGUAUUGCAGGACUUCUUCCAUGUCAAGUAUAACUUUGUGCACACUUUCCAUGCUUUCACAUCUCUCUUUAUGUGGUUCAAACUACUAUACUUCCUGAGAAUGUUUAAAGCAACUGGCUAUCUUGUCAGAAUGCUAAUAGAGGUUAUCUAUGAUAUGAAAAUAUUCUUCUUAGUACUUCUCAUUGUUUUCUUUGCAUUAACAGACUCUUUUUUAAGUUUAUCAAAUGGUCAAGAAGAUCUCGAGUUAAGAUACGCUGGAGAUAAUUUUUUCUAUGCAUUUGUUUAUGCUUUUAGAACUGGACUUGGAGAUUUCAGUGUAGAUAAUUAUAAUGCCUCUAUUUAAUUUAUGACUUCUUGGAUAAUAUUUUUUCUAUGUGUUAUCCUCAUUCUUAUUGUGAUGCUAAACUUGCUUAUAUCAAUUAUUUCCUAAUCAUUUGACAGAAUUAAUUCUUCUGCUGUUGAAGCUAGCUAUCAAGAAAGAGCUAGGAUUAUUUCAGAAAAUCUAUAUUUAAUCCCAAAAUCUGUAUAAAUAAAAUAUGCUCAUAAGAGGCAAUAUAUUGUAAUUGCAAAGGAAGUUUAGAAUGAAGAAAUAAAAAUGUUAGAUGAGGGAUUAAAACCAUUUAUGGAAAUGUUUAAACUUAUUAAAUUGGCUAUUGAGGAAAGCAAGAAAAAAUGA